UGAUAUUUACUUAUCCCAAAAUAAACAAGUAUCAGUAUGAAAAUGCUAUACCUCUCUAGCAUGAAGAAACAAAAAAAAAUUAGGUGCAGUGAAUAGACAGACGCUUAGUUAUUAUACCGGUGGAUCUUCGCUUAGGCCUCCGGAUUUUCAUUAUGUCUCACACCGAGACGGGCGCGAUCUUCUUUUUGGUUUUCAGAAGUUUUUCCCCCAAAUUGAGGAAGGUGCAAGCACAGGGGCUAAACAAGAUGACUCAGCCAUCAAGCAGGAUGAUGUUAAUGUUUUACUUUAUAGUUUUUGCACAAUCUAUCAUGAGGAACAAACAGCACGUCGGCAGAAGAACGAAAGAAAACGAAGCAUUUAACUGUGACUUUUCUUUUUGGGGGUCAGUUUCUCUUUACCGUUGUCCAAUAAAGUAAAAAUAAAACGAGCUCGCGUUGUUUGCUGAGCCGAAUUUUUUUUUUUCCGGUGCCGAAUUGAGACGAGCACGCGAAGAAAAAACUGUACGCAAGGAACCACGGGCCGCUGCCACGGGCAGCAACUCAUACAUUUACGUACCAGGAGCAUAAAUAAACCGAAACCACCAUGCCGGGCAUCGUGUGCCGGCCGUGUCCCUGCCACUGUAUUUCCCGCCGUCGUUACAACCUGGCGGCGGACGAAUACUGGGCCCUCUGCCCCGGCUUAUCCUCUGCAAAAGUAUCGUGCUCGUAGUAAUCGCCGUCAUGCAUUACAAAUUCCUUGGCUAUGGCAAACCCGCAUUACAAAUAAUUCCAUUUCUCACGCUGAGCGAAUUUGUCAUGCGAUUGCUACUAGUACGAUACUUUUGCAGUUCAUACGGCCGACUCUGCUGCUACGGCUGCGUAACCCUCUGCGUCACGUAUUGCCAUUCCUGGUCGGUGUUUGCCUUUCUCUCCGCAUUCCUUUCCGGGAGUCAGGUGAUUUUGCUCUACAGUAGCUACGAGUGGGAUUGGUCGAGGGAGUGGUAUUGGGGCUCGGAGAAGAUAUGCACUGCAAAAGUAUCGUACUCGCAUAAAAAUAAAUGCAUUACAAAUUUCCUCAGCAUGAGAAAUUUGACUUAACAAAAGGAUUUGUGAUGCAUGACUGCACUACGAAUGCGAUACUUUUGCACAGGAUAGAAGAGCUUUUUGGUCUACUUGUGGUUCAUCUUCCUCCUCGAUUUGGUCUUCUUCGAAUUAUUAUCAACUAAAAACAUGUCUGGGUCUGGAAGAGUGCAAGGUUUGUCAUGCUGGUUUUGCCUGGCCCAGGAGGUCGGGAAUGCGAGCGAUAGCAUUACAAAUUUGGAGAUGACUCUGCAUAGCAUCUCCUAUCCAGCAUGAGAAAUUGAAAUGCCAUCUUCACGUGCCAAAAAUGGAUGGCUUCUGCUGCUCACGCAACACAGAUUUUUGUGUUGACCAGGACUAGCAUGACAAACUCGGAUUCUUCCAGACUCAGACAUAUUUGCAAUGCAUAAUUAUCAAGACGGGGCAUCACGAUUCGAGACGGGUUGGAGGACAGUUUGGAUGUGGUGUACGAAGAUAGCAAAACUACAACUCGACGGGCGGGUAUCGCAAGAAAAAACUGUUUCACUGUAAACUUGUAAUGCAGAAAAUGCAUCUGAGAAGUAUUUGUCUUGCUACACAUGCAAGACUGUGGAUUUUUAGCUGUGUUUUCCCUUAGGAAUCUUGCAUGGCAAAUUUUCUCUGUGAUGUAGAACAAACUUGUGAUGCAAAACUUCCAAAAUCCUUACGGUGAAGCAAUUUUUUCAUACGAUAGCGGGCGCUUCUCCGCUACUCGGCGCGCCAGUAUUUGCAGGAAACUAUAAGUAUAACGGCGGGGGUGGACAAGGAGAAGGACAACAUCAAGAUCAUCAACAUCAAAACACAACAAGUAUGAAGAAGUACAGCCAUGUCCACCCGGUGGAGAUGAGUAUGAAAGAAAUGAGGAACAUAUCAAACAAAAAAGUGUUAACGUUAACGGUUUUCCUGGAUUGUAAGUGUGCGUGACAAAUUUUGCCUAGCAUGCAUGCUAUGCAUGACAAAUCUGGGCACGUUUUGCGAUGCAUUACUGCAUUACAAAUUCCGUUAACGUUAACGCUUUUUCCUGUGAUAGAACAUGCUAGCUACGGAUUGCAGAACCAGCUUGGAAAAACGACAACUACAAGCGGUGCAGCAACUUUCUCGUCGUCCUGCAAGAAGAAAAGCAGAAGACGCUGGUGCAUAUGUUGAAGAAGAGCGGCAGAUGAAUCAGCUAAAAAUUGCAUCACACCAACAAGACUUGGACUACAACAGCAACCGGAAUUUCUUAGGUUUCGCGACCGCACAGUACAAUGGCACGACCACGACCGUAAGCUCUUACGACAAGAACCAAAUCCACUACCGAUUUCGGCGGGCGUCGCUGAUGUACAACCCAAUGAAACAAGUAGAACAGAACCAACGAAGAUCCUGCUGUAGCAAGUCGAAGUCCAACUGCACCGUCUUAGGCAGUGUGAAAUGGUGGAUGAAGAUCCGGUUUACCGUCCUCGACCCGACGAUUUUCAUCUUCCUCAGCACCAUGUACUUUGGCGUGUUUGACUUUUACCACACCUACCAGAUCGGGUUGAUUAACCCCUUGAUCGCAAGUGAGCACCAGAAGCAGGGGUAUUUGUCGUUUUACCAAACGCUCUACUAUCGGGGAUGCCUGUAUGGAUGUGUCUGAAUCGAAAUCGACAAAGUUGACAUGAUUUGUCAUGCUUAAAAUGCAACCCACAGAGUGCCUGUCUUGCAGAGUAGGUAAGUGAGACAGAUUGUAAGCCUGUUGAGGGGUAGAAAUGGUAAUGGAUCCGCUAAAGUAGCGUGACAAAAGGGGUCUUCGUCUUCCCUACACAAACAGCAUGACAAACUGGAUUUCGGAUCUACCAAAAUUUGUCAUGCGCCACUUGGAAACUGGGUCACAACUGGCAACCAUUUUAUGCAUCGCAAACUAUUUCAACUUUGUCGAUUUCGAUCCUGACAGUUCCAUAGCCUGCGGAACGCCAACUACCGCUGGGCGUGGCGGAAUCCGAAUGAUCCGAGUCAAGGAUUUGCAGAAAAUUUGAUAACGGAUGAUGAAACACCAUUGAACGCCGUCAAGGCGAGCCAGGAGAUUUUUUUGGAAAAGGCGUGUGGGCAUUUGAAGCCGAUUGCUGGUGAUCUUCACCUUCAGAAUGUGAAUGGCCGCGGCAGCUCGUCAUUUUUGCAGCGAGGACGGUCGUGGAGAGACGAUGGCAUCAGCAACAGCCUCUACAAGAACGGCAAAAAUCACCUCAAAUUUGAUAUUCCCACCACUUCCGGUUCCGUCCAGCCUUUCGUGAGUUCUUGGAGCACGACCGAGCAGGGUGUUUCGGUAGAUUUUUUUGGCCUUGAUAAAGCUUCAUUUCGGUCUGGAGAUCCUCGUGGUGCGCCACGACGGAAAAAAAGGCUGAAGCGAAAUUUCAGCGGGAAGAGCCUUUUCGGGAGUGAUUUAAUGGAGCCUUAUGUGGUCAAUGAACAAGUACAAGAACAAAACUACUCCUCUCUUGUAGUUAACUCCUCUACUCGGAGAAGCUUUAGCUACCCCUUCCUUUCGGCAGCUUCUGUAGUUCCGAGCAGGGAUUUCCACCUCCGUCGUGAGACAUCAACUUGGCCUCGACUGGCGCAGCAAGAGGAUCAAAGCGGGCCUCGUGCGGGCGGUGGUUUUCGCGGGUUGCUCCCGCCCGGCAGUGGAAGUACAAGUACACGUCGUGGCGCUGAUACUGAGCGAGAAAAUAUGAAGCAACUAUACCAGGACAGUGCCGAGAAGAUGUUCCUUCUCAGUACCAUUUACGAGGAUGGGCAAACAACGACUCCAGCAGCUACCUCCUCGGCGGCUACCACGCAAAGAACAAGUAGCAGAAUUUCCGAUAGGGCCGCGUGGGACCACUAUAUUCCAGAAAGAAUAAGAAGCAACGCAGGAGCUGCAACUGGAGGAACAACUGCACAAGUAGUAGUCGCACCUCCGCGCCGCCGCCGGAAAAAUAAAGGUGAAAAUAACCUGGAUAACUACAACCACGAGGAACUACAACGAGUAAAGAACGCGAGAAGUAGUUUCUUAUCGAGAGAAGAAGUUUUACUAGGUCACGGUAGAAGUGGAGCUGCUUCAACUUCUCCCUUUAUCGACCCCCGCUACACCGAGCCGCUCGCGAACCUCGAGUCUGUCACGGGCAUCCAGAACCUUCGCCACCGCAUGGCGCUCUAUUUCCAUGGCACCAGUGGCGACGCGCUGACGACCAUUUUCCUCGCGAUUGUGCUCUUUUUCGCUUGGGGAGUUUCUGUUUUCGGUAUGCGAAGAAAAAAGUGUUACAGUUACGCAUUGUGUUGCGAAACAAGCAAGACAGGCAACCGCUGUCAUGCAGGAAAUGCUUGCCAGCCUCAUUUCAUUCGUGUUGUCCCUUUUAGUCUGCGCGUCACAGGUUUGCUUUGGCAUGUCGAGCAACUUUGUGAUGCCGAAACUCCAAUAAAUGUGUAACUGUAGCACUUCUUUCGUGGGAUAUUCGGGGGAAAAGCUCUACCGGAUGGGGUGUUGCGCCGGGAGUUAAGGUAUGGAUUGCAAAAAUGUCUGGGUCUGGAAAGAUGCUAGGUUUGUCAUGCACAUUUUGCAUGACUCAUGAUGCCUGUAAUGCAUGACCUAGCGGCACAGAUUUUCAGAGGGCUUCCUAAUGCAUAUUCCGCAUUAGAAAUGCCCUCCCCGCGUAGCACAAACUGGACUCCGCUUGCUGGUCAUGCAAUACAGCUUUUUUUACCAUCCAAAGACAGCAUCACAAGUUGCAACCUUCCAGACCCAGACACUUUUGCAUUUGAUAUAAGGCACAUCGAACUGAAGAAAAAGAUGGGCGCGACGGUGAGAAGGGAGAUGAAAAUGCUGAAAAAUGUUGAAAAUCAAAAUGAAAAUAAGAACACUGGAGGUGAAAGAAAGGCGAACGAAGGCGACUCGGAUGAAACUACAACAUCCGGAGUAGAAGUAGACUCUGCGUCAGAACAAGCAAGCACUCCGUUCUUGCUCAAUAACCGCCACGUGUCCUCCGGCAGGAGUUUGGUGUCUGCUUUCUCAGGACGAGGAGCCUCCAGCAAAGAUAAUUUCUACCACUAUCACACGUAGGGACGGAGAAAGUGCCAAAAUUCAACCCCCCCGGUGUCUGGCUAAAGCCAGCGGCAACGCUGGCUAAAGCCAGAGAAGGGAGAUUUUCUUCCGCAUCGAUAGCAACUUCUGAACAAGGAAAAUUACCCUAACCGAUGCGCCGCAAACGCCAACGAAAAGGUCCAAGAACAUGGAGUGGGCGGUGGGUUUGCUGCAUUUUCAGGCGCUGGAAUUUUGCGGACUGCUUGCGUUUCUUGUCGUCUCGACAUUCGCCCGCACAUAGUGGGCACUAGGUUGAGACCCCCUGGUGGGUGGCGGUUCGGCGCAAAGGCCCGAGCCAGUUUGCCCCAUGCGCGCUUCGCUUUUUCCCGGAGCGCCCAUCUCCGCUUUGGGUGUAGACAGUGUCACUUCGGGAAGCUAGCCCGGCGGGCCUGCUCCGAGCAAGACAGGCCCGGCUGUGGAUUUUUCAGUCAAGAUCCCCGAUGGCGCGGUCGCCUCUUCAAACCGGGAGGGCCCGCCGGCGGGAGGCGGCCAUGCCCUCUCGGCGUGCGCGCCCCCUCUAACAAACUGAGUGGGCCCGCCGGAUGCAAAAGGUUCGCCCGCGCGCCGGGCCGGGCGUAGAGCGGGCGCGGCUGGGGGGCCAGAAGGUAUGAAAGAAUGAUUGGGAGUCGUGUCGGAGUGGUCGUGGGCGAGGCGUAGAAUGACGCCCCGCGUAGGCGGAGUUCGUGUUUUCUCACUUUUUUUCGCGCUUCCCCCGCCGCUAGGCGCAGCCGGUCCCGGGAGGCAUGCCAUUCGGUGCAGGCCACGCUUCCCCAGGGAGGGGCCCCUGCCACAAGAGUGCUGGGUCUGAUUUUUGGAGACGAACGCGAAAAAAUUGCGCACCCGCCCCAAAGCCUUGGCGCUGCGCUUUUUUCUUCGGAGAAGAAGGGGCGGGAAGAACCUCGAGGCGCAAAGCAUAGCACGUUUGCGGAGCACGCGCCCGGCUUUUUGAGGCCGCACAAUGGCCGCCCGGCCCUCCUGUUGCCCCGGCUCCGCGUUUCCCGACACCCCCGGCCCCCCUUCUGUGCCCCUCCAAAAACGCAGCGCCAGGACAGCGAAGCCCGGCCCGGCCGGCCGGGCCGGUUUUCUUUAGUUUUUGUUUUUGCCUGUGCCCGCCUUGUGUUCCGUUCCCCCCCGCAAAAUAUGUGGCGCGGAGCCGCGCAUCCUCCGACAAAAAAAAAUUUAAGAACCGCCCAAAAAGAGCGCAGCGGCGAUUCCCCAGAGAAAUGCGCCGGUUGCGCGCAAGUGCUGUGUGUGUUUGCCUCCCCUUGGGAGUUUCGUGUCCUGUUUUAUUCGGUGCGGGCCGCUUGUGUUUUUUCCGCCUGGCCUUCCUUGCUGCAGCUUCCUUCUGACUGCGAUUUUUGGUGGCGCCCCCUGCUUGUUGGCCCCCCCCGGGCACCUUGGAGUUUAACAGAAGCGCGCCGCUUACUUUGCAGCCGCGCGCCCGGCUUUUAUCUGGCUCUGUGGGUUUACCGCGGCGGGCCGAAGCCCAUUUGUGGCCCUCGUUCUAUUUUGUCGCUUAUGGCCGCCCCCUUUGGCUCCUGCCCAGUUCCCAACUCUCCGCCCAACCUGCCCGUAGCGCCCGCGCUUGGGCCCCUGCUCCUUGGUUGCCUCGGCGCCGUUCUUGUUGGAAUUCCAAAACCCGCGGGAAGGUUUCGGCGAAGCAGUUCUUGGUUUUUUUGCAAGCCCGCGACGCUCUUGCUCGGCGAGCAGGCAGCGUUUUGCCUCUGCUUCGUUCUGUUUUCCGGCGGCACAGGCGCCCGACUCCUUCGGCCGAGCCCCGCCGGGAAGGGCAGUCGGCUCGCCGCGGGCGGCGGCCCCCGCCCUCGGCGCUUUGUCGAGAGAACUGCCUGCCGGCCGCGGCCGCGCCCCCCGUCCGUGGCCCUUGCCUCCUUGGUUCCGCCCCUGGAACAAAAGGUCGGAGCGCGCUGAGUCGGGUUCUUCGGUUGCGUGAGAGAGUGGCGGCGUUGCAUGGGGCGGUGGGCCUCCUACGCCAUAGAUGGGCUCGGGCCUUCAGGAGGUCGCCCUGCUGCACCCGCACCCAUUGGUGCAUCCACCCGAGGACAGCUUCGCUCGGGCGCCAGCUUGUUUGUGGCCGCCGGCCCCACCUCCGUCCCCUGUCAGAUUUGCGCUGAACUUUUAUACCUCCGGGCUCGGUCCCCCUUCCCCUGGCUUCUGGCUUUUAGCCCCCGGGGCGACUCCGGAAGCGGUCUGGGGCUCCGGAAUCAAUCUGGGGGCUAAAAGCCAGCCCUGGGGAGUUGGAAGCGCGGCCGCGGGGCGGGGGUGGUUGUCCGUCGGGCCGCGGGUUGUCGCGCCCCCUGUCUUGUGGUUGCCGGCCCACGCGCGGCGCGCCGCCCGCGCCGCUCCGGGGAAAGGCUGGGCGGCAGGGCGUAGUGGGUCUCGUGUGGUUUCCUCCCGGGUUGCCGCGCCCAAGCGGGGCAACGGGCAGGGCAAAACCGUGGCACCGGCCGGGGAAACCGGGGCUCGCCCGCGCGCUCCCCCGCGUCCUUUUUCUUUUGGCUUGGCGGCACAGGAUGCCCAAGAAGUGGUCUAGUGCGCCGCGCGCCCCACAGGGUGCGUGGCAUAUGAAUGGGAGCAGCAGCGAUCUUGCAUGUGGUUCGUCUUUUCUUUUUCAGCAACCCCCCCGCCCCGCGCGCGUAGCUGCCUAGAGGCUGCUGGCCCACCCGUCUUCCGGGCGGGCGGCGGCGUGGCGCUGGGAGUCUUCGAGGGGCCGGGGUGGCUCGUUCGGUCGCGCGGCUUUGGCGGCACCAUCGGGCGGCCCGGACAUCCCUGGCGCGUAUUUGAUGGGCCGCGUCGAAGGUGGCCGCCCGCCCGUGUUCCAUUCCUGUGCGCCCCGUUUUUGUUUGCCGCGCCCGCCCUUCGCCCCCCUUGUGUUUAAUUUCACCGACCCCGCCCCGCCGCCUGUUCCGAGGCCCCACUCUCCAACUUCUUGGCCCCGCCCUGCGCGCUCCGUUGAGGCGCGCGCCCGUGCUUUUUCGUGCCCCAACUCCCGGCAGAGCUAUUUCGCCGGAGGAAGGGCGGCGCGCUUCGCUUUUUUUUUUUCGCCGAGGGGGGGGGGCGCGCUCCGCCGAACAACCAAGAAGCCCGCCGGCGGCGCACGUAGGGCCGGCGGCGCACGGAGGGCCGCCGGCGCGGCGGGCGCGCGCGUGUGUUUGCGCGGGGGAUGGGGGGGCGGUGGCGUAGGCCCGGCUCGCCUCCGCCCCUAUCUUCAGCGGGGUUUGUUGCUGACUCGCUGGGAUUGUGUUGUGCGCGCGGCAGCCUGCGCCCCCACCCUUGCCUGUUUCCUAACUCUGUUUUUUUUGCCCGGGCAGGCCCAAGGGAAAAAGCGAACGGCGGAGCCAGCACGCAAACAAGAAGGGCAGCGGACAAACAUAGGAAAGGCGGGGGGCUUGUCUGGUUUCCCCGCCUCCCUUUUCCCGGGGCGGGUCAAUCUGUGUGUGGGGGUCGCAAAACCGGGCGACAAAAAAUUGCAAAGGGCUGCAACGAGGCCCGGCAGAGAAACUAGCCGCGCCCUGCAGGGAUAUGGCCAAGCCCCCCAGGGGGCGCAAUCGCGCCCGCGAUGUGCGCGCGACGCGAUUCCCUCGCAUUGUUUUGGAGCGGGCCCACUGCUUUGUUGUGGGUUUGUGGAUAUUGCGUGGCAAGAUUGGCGCCCCCGCGACGCACUUUGUAUGAAAAAGGAGAGAAGGCAGGGGCGCCGGCAGAAGUCAACACGCGGGAGCGCCUUGGCCAGGCUUGACAGCGCCGGCGAUGUAAUCCCGGGAAAAAGCGGAAAGGGGCAGGGGGGAUUGGGGUGGGAUAUCGGGACUGCAGGGCGCGCGGGGCCCCAUGGUGUGGCCUCCGUGAAAAGAUGGGCGCGCCUUCUGUGGGCUUGCCGCGUUGGCUUGCGUGCGCAAAUUUUUUUCGAUUUUUUUGCAGAAGAGAAAAACCGGCAGCGCCCAAUCGUCGGACCGGUUGCGCAAUUUACGCAAACUAUUUCCCAGCGGGGCUCGAUGCCGUUGGUGCCCUUUGGGGUUUUUUGGUAUCAAGUUCGCCCAUUCCCUUUUCGCGAUUGCGUGCGGCCGUCUGCGGGGGCGCGCCCCAUUUCCGCUGGGGCCCACGCGUUCAAUUGUGGUCCGGCGAACUGCCGCCCCAAUAGAAAAGCCACAAAGCUUCGGUGCGCCGCGUCUGUUUCGCGCGGGAUCCUGUGAUGGAGAAAAUCACAGAGCGUCGCUUCGGACGGCUCUGUGACCACAAAAAUUUUUCAUCGGACAGGCCUUGCGAUUAUCAAAAAGCAUCCGGCCACUUGUGGUGGUGUUCUGGCUUUAGCCAGCGUCCUUGCUGGCUUUAGCCAGCAUCCUCGCUGGCUUUAGCCAGAGGCCGGGGGGGUUGAAUUUUGUCGAUUCUCCCUUCAUAAUCACACGACGACGUCGACCUCCACUGCGACCCCCGGAGAGUACGGCGGACGACCUACUCCUACUACAUCAGGUUCUAGAACAAGAACUUCUCGCAGUGGCACUGCUCUCACUCCCACCUGGGGGAGUAGAAACAGCAUCCGCAAAGCGCAUUUACAACCGAACCUGCGACGGUUGGUCCCCGCCUCCGAGGGUGAAAAACAAGAUCAGUCGCCCAGCAGCGUGGCCACAUCAUCUGCAGAUUUCACGUACGCUUCUGGGAUAGAGGAGGACGAAGAUCAUGAUGAAACUUCCAGCACCACCACUGGCUCAAUGUCACAAUUCCCAACCAGUGGCGAACCCGAAAUCGCUUUGAGGCGCUGGAAAAUCAAGACAGCCUCAGCUUCCUUGGAUGGAGAUGAUAAAGUGCAUCAAGACGGUACUAGUGGGAUAACAGCUGAAAGAGACUAUGACAAGCUAAACGGCAAAAAGCAGGAGUCAGAUUCAAAUACUAAUCCCGUCUCCGAAGCGAGCUACUCCGCGGAAAAGUUUUCCCAUUUUGUCGUAGAAACCGGAAUGGAUUUCUUCAUGAGCUGUGUUUGCGGAUUAUGCAAUACAAACUUUCCGUAGCCCCCGUACAUGUACAAAAUGCAUGACAAAUUUCGCUAACUAGUUGCAGUGUCCAACCUCUCUUUGUCAUGCUAAACUAGGAUCGAAACCCAGUUUUGUCAUGCAGCGACUGCAUUUGUACGUGUGCGGGAAAUUUACCGUGGAUACGGAUGUUUGAAUUGCGGCGACCUGAAAACCUCCAUGGCCUUCGGAAAUUUUCAAGAAGCCGGAACCAGGUUAACCUUUGGCGACGCGGUCAUCGGCAUGAUGCUGGCGCCCAGUAGCCACGAGAACGACCCGAUCUAUCAAGCUAGUCGGAGAGAUACAAAGCAGUUGGACGAUCAUGAUCUCUUUCACGACAGGAAGUCGAUAUCAAAAACAACUACCGGUGGUCGCUCCCUCGUAGGCGCGCCAAUCUUGGCGAAGAUUAGACAGGACCAAGCUGCCUUGGAGGAAUACAAACACGAGCCGGAACAAGUCAUUUUCAACAGCACCUCCGCCUCCGCUCGGGGUGACAGAAUCGAGAAUGGUAACAGCGAGGAUCAUGAUGUUGAUCAAGAAGAACUACAACAAGCAGCGGGUCGUGGCUCUUCAGCACGUAUCCAACAACUAGUCCAAGACCCAGCCAUCUACCUAUCAAAAUGAAAAAUCCCCCCUCCCCAUAUCAAAACGAAGUUUCUGAUGCUGGAUUUGCGUACACAAAUCAGUUUUGUCUUGCUAGCGAGGACUGCAGGCCCAUAGCAAGCCUGAGUAGACAGGUUUUGGCCUAGGCGCUUAGCAUGGCAGACGUCUAUGCUGCAGGGGCAACAGCAUGACAGACCGCCUGUAGAAUGUGGCGGAGCCUGUGGAGUUGCCUUCAUGCAACACAGAGACGAUUUGGGGUCACAAAUCAGCAACACAAAUUUCCAAAAACGUACCUGGUCAAUAUGGGGAGGGGGGAUCUUUCCUCACAAUACUACCUCUUCAGUGGCCAGAGCGAGCACGCGAGCACAAAAAUGACCCCGAAGCAACAGGAGUACUACAAACAUCUCUGGCAGUUUCUUGAUGCCCACCAACAAUACGCCUAUAACGUGUACGGACCGACCGGCGCACUCGGAUCCCAGUUAGGGGCCUGGCCGUCCUGGGGCUGCAGCGACUGUUUGCAGUUCUUUUGCACCUAUACCUGCUUUGCGUGUUGCUUCCCGAAAGCGUACACGUACUCGAGGAGCACGGUGCAAACUUUGUGUUCUUGCUGUUUGCGGAACUACAAGCGGGCAGGUAGAACAAAAAAGGAGAAUGCGGAAGAUCAAACCAUCAUCCACAACGACACGUGCUGCGGGGGAAACGCUUUACUUUGGACCGAGGCGAGACAAGCGCGGGAUGUGCACGGAGCACAGAAGAACAUGUCGUACGACGCGCCGUCGGCCCGGGUCGCGGCGUUCUGUCGACGGCGGAAGCGGGGGGAGGAAAUUGAAACUCCGGAUUCACAUAGUACUUCUAAAAAAAUCCCCGACUUCGACCUGAUCUACGCUGAUUUCGAUAAUUCUGGGUACAAGAAACCGGUGGCCGUGAUCUGCGACCAUCACGAGAAAACGUUCGUGAUCGCAUAUCAAAUGCAAAUAGGUCUGGGUCUGGAAAGUUGUGAUGCAAGUCACUGAAUAAUAAGCACACUGUAAUGCGCCGCCAAGCAUGACAAGUUUUUUCAUGGUUCUGUGUUGCGUAUAUUUCCGCAUGAGAAGCUGCGCGCUUGCAUGACAAUCAAGAGGACCUCUUGAUGGUUGCCACGCAAUACAGAUUCCAGAGUCAUGCCAGACUAGCAUGACAAGUCUCGCAAUUAUCUCCCAGACCCAGACAUGUUUGCAAUCCAUAUCGCAAUUCGCGGGACAAUGUCCGGUGCGGACGUCGUCACAGAUAUCGACGUGGAAUUUGACUUGAUCGACGAACUAUCCUGUGCAAAAGUAUCGUGCUCGUAGUAAUUGCGUUUAUGCAUUACAAAUCUCUUUCUCAAGGUCAAUUAUCAGCAUUACAAAUUUAAUUUGUAAUGCUGCGCUAAUUUGUAAUGCAAUUUCUAUACUAGUAGUAGUACGAUGCUUUUGCAUUGCAUACGAACAAACCGACCCGACGACCGAGUAUUUCCACGGGGGCUGCUUGCAGGCCGCAAACGCGGUUUUUGAUGGUCUAAUGGAGAACGGGGUGCUGCCGAGUGUGUAUACUAACAAGAGGAAUGAUCCGCAGAAGAAGAAUGAUGAUGGAACGAAUCAAGAAACUCAGACCGACGACGACUUUUCCGAUUCCGAUUCCGCAACACAAAGUGGCACAGCUAGAAGUACUACAUCUCGUUUGAAGAAGCGCAACUGGGUAUUUGAUUUCGACAUGAUUAACGGCUUCGUGAAAGUUACGGAUAAAGAACGAAAGCACUUGACCUCUGAUGGCGACAAGCAUUACAGAAUCGUUCUUUAUGGAAGCCUCAGAAUGGAAAUCCUCAGAGUGGAAAUGAUUUGCGAUGCAUGAAAUGCGACACCAAAAAGACUGUAUUGCAGAGAACGCAAUGGACUCCGACUAUUGUGCUUCUACGGGUUCAGAAUUGGGCUGUUGAUUAGCACGAGAGACGGGCACCCCUUUGCCUAACUAGCAUGACAGACACGUUUUGAGUGCCCGGGAAAUUUGUCAUGCGCCGACUAGAAAUGGUGCUUCGACUGGAGUCGUUUUUUUGCAUCACAAAUUAUUUCCACUUUGAGGAUUUCCAUUCUGAGGCUGUCAUAUGAACGUCGGCCACAGUCUCGGGUCCGGGGUGGCGACCUGUCUCUCCUUAUCAAAUGUAAAAAUGUCUGGGUCUGGAAGAAUGGAAGGCUUGUCAUGCUUGUCUGGCAUGACCCAUGAUGCUUGUAUUGCAUGACCCAGCAUCACAGAUUUUUGGAAAGCUUCCUGAUGCCAUUUCCGCAUGACAAAUGCCCUCCUCGCGUAGCACAAAUGUGGCUCCUCUUGCUGGUCAUGCAAUACACAUUUUUUUAGAGUCCAAAGUUAGCAUCACAAGUUCCAACUUUCCAGACCCAGACAUUUUUACAUUUGAUACUCCUUUCUGAUGCGCAGGCGCUAUUACGAGAAGAUGCGGGGGUUGAGGCUGGGUGGAGCAGAAGCUGUUAAUAUUUCUGGUGCGACGUCAAAAUCUUCAAAUGGACGACGAGCGGGUGUUGGACGAUUUGUGGAAAAAAGAACUAUUUCUUCCCGCGAAACUGCCAAUUCUUUCUCCUCCGAACGCUCCAGGCUCGCAGCGGAGUUGGCGAAAAAACGGGCCCAAAGGCUGGCGGCGCACAACUAUGCAAGAAAUGGUGCUGGUGGUUCAUCAAGAUCUAUUUCGAAGGGAAGAGACAGGGCCGAGGCAGUUCGAGGAAAGAACCUCAAUCCGGAAGGCGGGAGCAGCAGCGGCCUUGUGAACGAAGACGGUCCUCUUGUUUCGACCAAUUUUGAAAUAGACGAAGAAGAAGUAGAUUCUGUCGUGCCGCCCCUCCUCUCUAUUCAUGCCGAUCGUGCCCCGGAUCCGGUGGCUCUAGGACAUCAGCCCCUCACCCCCUCAACCGUGGCCCCCCGUUCUCCCGCGCACCACAGCUCUCCCGUCGUGGUCGCUAGUAUUGAUUUUCCGGCGGGCAGCGUACCUACGCCUACCAGUGAAGAGCGCGAUUUGACAACUACUAGGAUAGAUAGCCGCGCACGCGCAGCAGUACCAACUCUGUCCGGGGGGACUUUCACGCUGAACACUUUCAGUCCCGAAGGAGAAUCAGACGCACCCUAUCUACCAUCCGGUACUUCAGUAGGUCAGGACGAAACAAGCCAGGAUCAGAAAUCAUUAUCCCCAUUGUUCCUCCAAUCCCAGGCCAACCGGUUAAAAUUGCAACGACAGCUGUCGGAGAGAGCUCUCCUGAGCCCGAAGUCACAAUCUUCAGAACAAAACCAACCAACCACGACCCCGACUUCCAUCUACUACGACACAAUAGAGGAACACCAACCAAUCCACAAACCAGAGCCCGGCGGCAUUUCCGCAUCGGUCUACACGAAGCGCAUGAUGAAGCACUCGCAGAUAUGCUGAGCAAAAACGUCCCCACCCCGUAGUCAAGUUGGUAAAUCUGCAACACAAAACUCCAACCUUUGGGAGGUAUGCAUGACAAGUUUCCAUCUGCAGUGUAGUUCUGGUUUUUAGCAAGGACAGCCGCAUCACAAAGAUGCCUGCUUAUGCUGUUUACCGCAUUACAAAUCCCAGAAAACGACUACAAAUCCCUCUCAUUCGGAUGCGCAUUACAGAUCUUUCUGUAGAUGCAAAUCUGCAUAACAACUCUGGGGUGGGGAUGUUUUUACAUGGGAUAGCAGACCUUGCUCCUCGGCCCGAUGUCGGCGACGCUCUCGCCGAAAUUAGCGGAGCUGUCCCGGGAUUGGUGUUUAACCGUGGUGAACCACACCGACAUCGUGCCGAGACUGCAUGUUCAAUCGCUGCUGAAAAUCGGAGACCGGUUGACGAAAACAUUGUGGAAUUUCGGCGAUAAAGUCACGAAGUUUCAGGUGAUGCUCAUUGAUUCCUGGAUCCGGAAUAACAGGGACUCGAGACUACUCUGGUUCAUCUCCCCGAGCACGAAGAAAAUAGUGGACAAAAUCCGGGGGUUAGAGUCGGGGAAACAAGUGAAUUUCGAUUUUUUACCGUCGCAGGAACUUUACAAAAAGAAUCUGAUCCGAACGUUCGCGGAGAUGGAAAUGGAGAAACGGAUUGGGAAAAUGAAUCGUUCUGUUGUACCUGCUACUUCUGCCGCGCGGAACAAGAACAGAAGUUACUCUUCAUGCUGUAGCUGCUUGUUCUGUGGGAGGACACCUGACGAGCACACGGACACCGUCGAUUAUCCUGCGGACAGUGAUGUUUACCGAAAGCCGAUUGAUUUCUUGAUGUACGAUUCCGAGACCGUUUCCUUUUCCAACCUGGCCCAAAGGAUGCGGGUGGAUUGCGCCACUCCCGGACAAGUGUUGCUCAUCACGCCGAGCUACGACGUUUCUGGGGCGGGAUUGUACUACGCGCCGGAGGAAGUAGGGGAAGAGGAAGAUCAAGAUGAUCAACAAGAACCUCUGGACAUCAACACGAAAAACAAACAGAAACGACCCAUGAAAAUCCCCUACCGCAAGCCGGGACUCGGGCCCCGCGCCUGGAUAAAAACCGACGCGGAUAAAAUGCACAGGAAGUGCUGUUCUGGUGGUGGAGACAGAGAUAAAAAUGAUUACGCCGAAGGCGGUGGCGAGAUCGGGUACUACGCUGAAAAUUAUGACGUCGUCUGGUUUACCAACAUGGCUCUGGCUACCGGAAGUAUUGCAGCAACAAGGAACAACUACAACAGUGGUCUGGGUCUGAGUAUGAACUCACACCCGCAGACCCAGUCAAUGCGAUCCUUGGCCCGCGUCGGAAACAGUACGCCCAGAGAUAGAGAUUUCUUCCACACAACAAGCAAUAGAAAUUUUUCUCUUCGCGGACAACAUCACGACUUCUACAACAAGGAAGGAGCAACAUCUUCUACACCCGCCACGGGAAAAAGUUUACUCCAGCAGAAACUCUGCCAGUUUUUCGGGGAGAUAAUAACCACCCGGGAGGUAUCCUGUGCAAAAGUAUCGUACUCGUAGUACUUAAUUGCAUUUAUGCAUUACAAAUCUUUUUCUCAAGGUAAAUCAGCAUUACAAAUUCAAUUUGUAAUGCUGGAGGAAUUUGCAAUGCAAUUUAUACUAGUACGAUGCUUUUGCAUUGCAUAGGAGGCGCUCUUAGAUCAUCUACCCGGUCGGCAACAGGUCAUCAUUGCCGCGACGAUUGAAAAGGAAUUACCGAGACACAUUGGAGAGAUAUUACAGAUUGAAAAUGAUGGAAUAAAGCACAAGCAGGAGAAGAUCAUUACCGGGCUAGAACACGAACAUUACCAGGGUCCUCGUUGUGAAGGGGAGCAGGCUGCUAAGUUGUACACCGAAGGAGAAGAAGAAAAUUUCCCGCGGUCGAGCGGCUUUCACCACGACUCGACGUCUGCAGCAACUCCAUCUCGGGUGGUCGCAAGUAGCCCAGCGAGUGGGCCGCGGAGCACAAGUAGGCGGAAAAGACACAUUCCCACAAACUUUGUCAAUCGCUAUUAGCAGCUGAAAAUGGAAAUAAAUACACAGUUUUUUGAUAUGAAUAUCGUAAGUAUGACAACACCAAAGUUGUGAUCAUGUAAGUAUGGAAAAAUAAUCUGAAUAAAGAGAAAACAAAAAAAAAAGCUCCAAAGCGUUCUUCGAUGCAAGCUCUGCUUUGUCUUUGUGUGGUGUUUGUAGGGACGACGGCGAUGUGUAAGUCGUAUAUGGAUUUCAUCGGGGCAGGGGCACUCGGGAAACAGUUCCCAGUUGAUUUUACUAUUUUAUAGCACCUCCAUCCUAAUAAUAAUAAUUCUAAAUAUUUGAGACGAAUAAACAAACUGCAUGUGAAUCUGGAUGUAGCGCAGUGCUAGCGUGCUGGUCCAAGGAUUCCCGUCAUUGGUUCCUUGAGACAGGUACGCAAUCUUGAAGAUACGAAGUGGAUGAAGCAGUCAAUGUUUAGCAGGGGGUGUCGUGUAGUUGAAGAUUCGAAUACAAUGACAAACACAAUAGCAACAAAACAAACUUGUGAGUAGCUUUUCGGGAUAGAGAUAGUAGUGCAACAAGGGGAACAAGAACCGGAAUAGCAUCCAGAUGCAGGAGAUGCACUUGCUCGAUGAUAUUGAUAUUAUAUAUCAAUAUAACUACACCUAAACCAACAAAUAAAACUAGCGUACAACAAUAAAAGCAAUUUAGUCUGAAGCCGAUCCCUAGAAAAACUACCGAUUCGUGGUGCCAGCAGGCACUUGUAUGAUACAUUGAACGCCGAGCAUAUUUUUAAAAAUGAAAGCCGAAGCUCCGCGAUUUUUAAAGCACUUACUUUUACCUAGAACUACGUAGCCGUAAGUGCGAAGCGAAAGAUGUGGCACGAUGAUCCUUCUUGAAGAU
Molecule: messenger RNA, 17132 nt
Organism: Amoebophrya sp. A120
Lineage: Eukaryota; Dinophyceae; Syndiniales; Amoebophryaceae
Source: the annotation of a GenBank genome assembly